This is a messenger RNA of Saccostrea echinata, 1458 nucleotides long. RefSeq names its product perlucin-like protein. The record is from RefSeq and is a predicted model, not a curated record. The transcript has 6 exons. NCBI's taxonomy places the organism in Eukaryota, Metazoa, Mollusca, Bivalvia, Ostreida, Ostreidae. Bases 62 to 697 code for a protein of 211 amino acids.
UAAUUAGCUCCCAAGGCGGAAAAUAAUACGUUUCAUUUUCAAUUUUAGGUCUCUCAAAAAGAUGUUUCUGAUAACCAUUGCUAUAUAUUUUUUCAACACUGCACAAGGCCAGCCAAUAUAUGAUGGGAUGUCAUUUCCAUUCAGAUGCAAAGAACAGCAAAACGCGUAUAACAUAUACAAAGAACGAAAUCAAGCCCUACAGUUGGAGUUAACCCUCUUACAGGAGAGGCAUGGGAACUUAAUCGACCAAGGGCAGUCGUUACAGCAGCAAAUAAACAAUCUACAAGAAAAACUCCAAAAUUGUACCGCAUGUCCAGAUGUGUGGAUUCCUUUAGAAAACAACUGUUACUUAUUUUCUAAUGCAAGUGCCACAUUUGAUGCAGCAAAAGAUAUUUGUAACAGAGCCGGCGCUUAUAUUCUUGAAGAUCAAAGCCCAAGGGAAAAGUCACUAACAAAAACAAAUGGUACAAACAGGAUGUGGAUUGGCGCGACAGAUAACCGUCAAGAAGGAGUCUAUGUCUAUGAAUCCACGGGGUCCAGGGUGAAUAAUAGCGAUUGGGUCACAGGUCAACCAAACGGAGGAAGAAAUGAAAGCUGCGCAGUAGCUUACAAGGAAGAAAAUUGGCAGUUGCAUGAUUAUCCAUGUAAUUAUAAGUUUGAUUACGUCUGCAAGAAAUCAAGAGAGAUUUUAGUCUGAUGUCGGCAUGACCUUUACUUCAUACAACCCUAACAAAAAUACUAUUGUGAACUAUAGUUUAGUAAACUAUAGUUUACUGUAGUAACUAUAGUUUACUGUUGUAAAUUUUGGUUAACUAUGUUGAUAUGUUGACGCUUUAAUUUACAAUUUUGACUAUUGUGAUACACAGCUACAUUAAGGAUCCCCAUAUCUACAUCAGCUUAUACAUAGGUUUUCGAAAACAAUGAUCACAUCCUUUGUAUUCUAUUUUGAGGGUAAGAAAAACUUAAGGGGAUAAUAAAUAAACAUUUUACAACAAGGAGAAACGGCAUGGAAUUCACAGAAUGUAUAUUAUCAUGUACAAAAAGGAGAAAUGUACAACACAUUUUUUGUAUGUUUACAAAACGUGUAUGGCAAAAUAAAAUUUACUCUGUAUUAAAUAUUUAUCAAAGGUAAGCGAAUUGAUGCAAGGUUGAACACCCCCAACUCUUCACAAAAAAUAUUUAAAAUCAAUAUUUAAAUGACUGGAAAAAUGAUUUCGCCGGAAACUCUAGCGUCGUAAAGAAAUUGAAGACUUGAUGAGUAUUUUCAACUGAAAAACCUUUAAUUUAGUAUUUUAUCUCCAUUUCUUUAUACACAUGAUCAUUUCAUUUAUUAACAUGUGAAAAUAGACACCUUCAUCAGAAUUGUUUUAACAUUCUAUGUCCCUUUGUUUAUGAAUGGGUGUAUCUAUGAACAAUACUGCAAAAUAAAACGGUGUUCAUCUUUCCUUAGUCACUGAA